AUGGGGAAGAAGGGGGGUUGGUUUUCUGCAGUGAGGAAAGCUUUUAUCCCAAGCGGUGAUUCCAAGGACAAGAAAGAGAAGAAACCCCAGAAAACUGUUUCUAAGAAAUCAUGGUUUGGAAGGCAAAAGGCUGUCGAACCAGAUUCUUCAAUGGCGGAAUCUGCAUUCGCCACCCCUGCACUUCGUUCUCCUCCAUCGGAACCAGAUGAGGAGCUAAAAUUGGCAGAAUCCCAGAAUGCCCAGAGCGAACCCACAAAGCUAGAAACUGAGACGAGCAAACCCACAAAACCGGAGAAUGAGCAAAGUGAGCCCACAAAAACAGAGAAUAUUGAGCAAAGCAAACCCACAAAACCGGAGAUUGAGCAGGGCAAACCCAAAAAACCAGAAUAUGAGCCGAGCAAACCCAAAAAACCAGAGAACGAGCCGAGCAAACCCAAAAAACUGGAGAAUGAACAGAACAAAAAUUCGUUUAAAGCAAGGGCAGCAGGAGCGGCAGCGGCUUUUCGUCGUUUAUUAGGUAAAUCCAAGGAAGAAGUAGCUGCCAUCAAGGUUCAGACAGCUUUUCGUCGUUUCUUGGCAAGAAAAAGUUUACGUGCUAUAAAAGGAAGUGAAAGAUUAAAAGCAUUGGUUCAAAGCCAAUCGGUUAAACGACAAGCAAUAACCACGUUAAGAUGUAUGCAGACUCUGGCUCGUGUCCAGUCUCAGGUUCGAGCCAGGAGGAUUCGAAUGACUGAAGAGAACCAAGCUCUCCAGCGACAACUUCUCCAGAAACGCGAAAGAGAGCUCGAAAACUUGAGAUCCUCUGUAAGUGAUUGGGACAAUAGUCGAAGAACAAAAGAGCAAGUCGAUGCCAGCAUUCAAAAGAGAGUAGAGGCAACUGCAUUACGAGAACGGGCGUUGGCUUAUGCCCAAACUCAACAGUAUACAUGGAAGAACCCAUCAAAGUCUGCAAAUCCGACGUUCAUGGAUCCAAACAAUCCACACUGGGGUUGGAGCUGGUUAGACAGGUGGAUGGCUGCCCGGCCAUGGGAAUCCCAAAGUUCCAUCGAUAACCAACAACCAAAAGGACUCACGCGUUCAUCAUCCGUCGGAGACACGAGCAAACAACUCGACCGAUCACCCUCUGUAUCGUCCCCAAGGUCUCCGUCGGUAUCCCGUCGGCGGCUAGCACCAUCAAGCCCCAAGAACUCAAAUGACCCCAUGCAGUCGCCGCGAAAUCGGAGGCACAGCAUAUCGAAUACUUCAUUCCAUGAAGAGUCUACACGUGUUUCGUCACCGAGGGUUUCUUCGCCAAGGGUUUCCUCACCGAGGGUUUCGUCACCAAGGUCGACGAAGACCAAAUCCAUGAUUCCGAGUCCCAAUCCCAGUCCCAGCCCCAGCCCUAGUUCUAACACUAACCUGAGUCCAUUAGGGUCGGGAAAGAAAGGGGCGUCGGAAAACAAACCGACGACACGACCUGUCAAUAGAAGGAUGUCGUUAUCUGGUGCACCGGCCGGUGGCAGUGCUCGUAGGUUAUCCGUCCCACCUAAGGUGGUGGCUUCUGGUUCUCGCUGA
Messenger RNA from Cynara cardunculus var. scolymus (artichoke), 1554 nucleotides. RefSeq names its product protein IQ-DOMAIN 1-like. Bases 1 to 1554 code for a protein of 517 amino acids. The transcript is spliced from 6 exons. The record is from RefSeq and is a predicted model, not a curated record. NCBI's taxonomy places the organism in Eukaryota, Viridiplantae, Streptophyta, Magnoliopsida, Asterales, Asteraceae. Gene Ontology annotation, molecular function: protein binding.